GUCUACACCUUUCUUCUCCUCCUUUAUCGUCUUGUCUUGUUCGUCCUCAUUCGUUCCAGAGCAUCAUCAAUUCACCAAAGCAAAUUAAUUUUUUUUCGGUAAUCUUUCUCAUGAAGAUUUUUCUCUUCGAAGUCUUCAAACUCGCUCAUCGUGACUCACCGUGACUCGUUCGAGUUAUAAAGUUUCCAUUUUCAUACUCAAAAGUCAAAACCAAUGGCUCAUGAGAACCUUUCAGACCAAACACCUUCUGAUGAUUUCUUCGACCAAAUCCUCGGUCUUCCCAGCUUCCCAGCCUCUUCAGCCGCCGUUUUAUCUGGUGGGUUAGGCGGAGGAGGAGGAGCACCGCCGAUGAUGCUUCAGUUGGGUUCAGGCGAGGAAGGAAGUGGGUUUCACAGUCAGAUGUUUCCUUUAGGUUUGAGUCUUGAACAAGGGAAAGGACCUGGCUUUCGUAGACCUGAAGGUGGUGGUGGUCUUGGAAGUGGGAAACGAUUCUCAGAUGAUGUUCUUGAUCAUCCUUCUUCUUCUAUGAAACCUGUAUUCCCCGGGCAGCCGAUGCAACAGCCAGCUCCAUCGGCGCCGCAUCAGCCUACAUCAAUCCGACCUAGGGUUCGAGCUAGGCGUGGUCAGGCUACCGAUCCACAUAGCAUCGCUGAAAGGCUACGUAGGGAAAGAAUAGCAGAACGGAUCAGGGCGCUUCAAGAACUUGUUCCUACUGUUAACAAGACAGAUAGAGCUGCUAUGAUCGAUGAGAUUGUCGAUUAUGUAAAGUUUCUCAGGCUCCAAGUUAAGGUUUUGAGCAUGAGUCGUCUUGGUGGAGCCGGUGCUGUUGCUCCACUAGUUACUGAUAUGCCUUUGUCAUCAUCAGUUGAGGAUGAGGGGAGUGAGGGUGGAAGGACACCACAAGCAGCGUGGGAGAAAUGGUCUAAUGAUGGUACUGAACGUCAAGUGGCUAAACUGAUGGAAGAAAACGUUGGGGCUGCAAUGCAGCUACUUCAGUCUAAGGCUCUUUGUAUGAUGCCAAUCUCAUUGGCUAUGGCUAUUUACCAUUCUCAGCCUCCGGAUACUUCAUCAUCAGUGGUUAAACCGGAGACGAAUCCUCCUCCACCGUAGGAUUCUUGUGCAAGUAAGGGUUUGUACAGCAACACAACGGUACAUGACUUUGGUUUGUUGAUGUUUCAUUUCCUUCCCACGUCCACUUGUUUGGUAAAUUAAUGGAGAUGGAAUCUAUGUAGGCAGGGUUUGCAGUAGAAGGGAGAAUUUGUCAAAAGGCUCUAAUAAAUUAUUAUUUAAAAUCA
This is a messenger RNA of Brassica oleracea var. oleracea, 1295 nucleotides long. Its product is annotated as transcription factor UNE12-like. Gene Ontology annotation, biological process: regulation of transcription by RNA polymerase II. Lineage: Eukaryota; Viridiplantae; Streptophyta; Magnoliopsida; Brassicales; Brassicaceae. The record is from RefSeq and is a predicted model, not a curated record. Gene Ontology annotation, molecular function: DNA-binding transcription factor activity, RNA polymerase II-specific; RNA polymerase II cis-regulatory region sequence-specific DNA binding; protein dimerization activity. Bases 214 to 1110 code for a protein of 298 amino acids. The transcript is spliced from 6 exons. Gene Ontology annotation, cellular component: nucleus.